Neoarius graeffei (lesser salmon catfish) is the source of this 1036-nucleotide messenger RNA. RefSeq names its product purine nucleoside phosphorylase 4a (gene pnp4a). The transcript has 6 exons. Gene Ontology annotation, biological process: nucleoside metabolic process. NCBI's taxonomy places the organism in Eukaryota, Metazoa, Chordata, Actinopteri, Siluriformes, Ariidae. Gene Ontology annotation, cellular component: cytoplasm. Gene Ontology annotation, molecular function: purine-nucleoside phosphorylase activity. The record is from RefSeq and is a predicted model, not a curated record. The coding region runs from base 50 to 925 and encodes 291 amino acids.
CAAGCACACUAUCUUUAAGACACAUUCUCACUUUCAUACAGACAAUAACAUGCACUGUAAAGAUCAAAUCAGUCACAUAGAUUACCAGAGGACAGUGAAUUGGCUUCUGUCCCAAACACAGCACAGACCUAAAGUGGCUAUAAUCUGUGGAUCUGGACUGGGCAUGCUGGCUGAUGCCCUCCAGUGCCAGGACUCCUUCAAGUACGCUGAUAUUCCUGGGUUCCCACAAAGUACAGUGCAGGGCCAUGUUGGGAGGCUGGUGUUUGGUGAACUCAAAGGGAAGACCUGUGUUUGUAUGCAGGGCCGAUUCCACAUGUAUGAGGGACACUCACUGUGCAAGGUCACUUUCCCAGUGAGGGUGUUCAAACUUUUGGGUGUGGAAACCCUGAUUGUCACUAAUGCUGCAGGAUCCAUAGCAGAAAGCUAUCACUGUGGUGACAUCAUGAUCAUUAGAGAUCACAUCAACUUCCCUGGACUUGCUGGUUUAAACCCACUAAAUGGCCCUAAUGAUGACAAGUUUGGACCUCGUUUCCCCCCUAUGUCUGGAGUUUAUGAUAAAGAUUUGCGAAAGUUGGCAUCAGACAUCUGUAAGAGCAUGGGCAUCACCCAAUUUGUCCAGGAAGGAGUGUACUGUAUGGUGGGUGGGCCCAACUUUGAAAGCAUAGCAGAAGCCAGGCUUCUGCACAAACUGGGUGUGGAUGCAGUGGGCAUGAGCACAGCCCCUGAAGUCCUUGUGGCAAGUCAUUGUGGCAUGCGUGUGUUCGGCCUCUCACUCAUCACCAAUAAAGUGGUGAAGAGCUAUGAGGACUCAGAGACCAUCAAUCAUGAAGCUGUACUGGAAGUGAGCAAAAUGCGAUCAGAAAUGCUGCAGAAGCUCAUUACUGAGAUCAUUAUCCGUAUGGACAUUAAUAACAAUGAAGCAUGACCAUAGUUCCAAGUAGCUUCAUCAAAGCUGCAGUCACUUUGACGAACAGAGGUUCCUUCAUUGUUUAUUUUUUAAUAGCAUGAGUCUUUUGCUACAGUCCCAAUUCCAAAA